This is a messenger RNA of Propithecus coquereli (Coquerel's sifaka), 696 nucleotides long. It is a transcript of the gene ERAS, whose product is annotated as ES cell expressed Ras. Gene Ontology annotation, cellular component: plasma membrane. The record is from RefSeq and is a predicted model, not a curated record. Gene Ontology annotation, biological process: Ras protein signal transduction. Bases 1 to 696 code for a protein of 231 amino acids. The transcript has a single exon. Gene Ontology annotation, molecular function: GTPase activity; GTP binding; GDP binding. Lineage: Eukaryota; Metazoa; Chordata; Mammalia; Primates; Indriidae.
AUGGAGCUGCCUACUACCAAGUGUGGCACCAUCGACCUGGGCCUGGGCACAUGGAAGCUUGCCUCCCCGGAAGACAGCCUCCGUGCUAGAGCACACUGCAGGGAUGAUGGCAAGAAGCUGCCCGAGUACAAGGCGGUGGUGGUGGGUGCGAGUGGCGUGGGCAAGAGCGCUCUGACCAUCCAGCUGAACCACCAGUGCUUCGUGGAAGACCACGACCCCACCAUCCAGGAUUCCUACUGGAAAGAGUUGGACCUGGAUCAUGGGGGCUGCGUUCUGAACGUGCUGGACACCGCAGGGCAGGCCAUUCAUAAGGCCCUGCGUGACCAGUGCCUGGCUGCUGGUGAUGGCGUGCUGGGUGUCUUCGCUCUCGAUGACCCCUCCUCGCUGGGCCAGCUGCAGCAGAUUCGUGACGCCUGGGGCCCUCACCCCAGCCAGCCUCUCGUCCUUGUGGGAAACAAGUGUGAUCUCGUGACCGACGCCGGAGAUGCUCAUGCCACUGCUGUAGCCCUCGCCCGGAGCUGGGGAGCGCCCUUCGUGGAGACCUCAGCCAAGACCCGGCAAGGUGUGGAGGAGGCCUUCUCUCUGCUCGUCCAUGAGAUCCAGAGGGUCCAGGAAGCCAGGGCAAAGGAGGCUGUGUCAGGGCCAGGUGGGAAGCACCAGAAGACCACCUGCCGCUGUGGCUGCUCUGUGGCCUGA